This is a messenger RNA of Xiphophorus couchianus (Monterrey platyfish), 1894 nucleotides long. RefSeq names its product amidohydrolase domain containing 1 (gene amdhd1). The coding region runs from base 130 to 1428 and encodes 432 amino acids. Lineage: Eukaryota; Metazoa; Chordata; Actinopteri; Cyprinodontiformes; Poeciliidae. The record is from RefSeq and is a predicted model, not a curated record. Gene Ontology annotation, cellular component: cytoplasm. The transcript is spliced from 9 exons. Gene Ontology annotation, molecular function: imidazolonepropionase activity.
CUCUGAAUCCUAAUGUGUUUGAGCUCUGCCCGCCCAUCUCUCUGCGCACUUUGACCUCUUCUCUCUUUGGCAAAUAUUUACCUCGUUUCCACCCUAAAGUGGUCUGAGCGUUGCAUUUGAAGAGGGAAGAUGUCCAGAAAUCACAGGCUGCUGGUGAAAAAUGCCAAGCAGGUUGUUUUAAUCUGCAACAACGGGGAGAAGUUCCUGACCAGGCAUGGGAUGAACAACCUGAGUGUGAUCGAAAACGCCAGCGUUGUCGUCGGUAGUGAUGGUCUGAUUAAAGCUGUGGGUCCUGCAGAAACCAUCAGCGCUCGGUUCUCGGAGUCCUCCUUCGAUAAUGUGAUCGAUGCUGCAGGGAUGUGUGUUCUUCCUGGGCUUGUUGAUGCUCACACUCAUCCAGUCUGGGCCGGAGACAGAGUUCAUGAAUUUGCAAUGAAGCUAGCCGGUGCCACCUACAUGGAGGUGCACCGCGCUGGAGGAGGAAUCCACUACACGGUGGAGCGCACUCGAGCCGCCGCCGCCUCCGACCUGCUGGCCUCCCUGAGGAGCCGGCUGCAGCGGAUGCAGCGAGCCGGAACCACCCUGGUGGAGUGCAAGAGCGGAUACGGCCUGGAGCUCCAGACGGAGCUGAAGAUGCUGGAGGUGAUCGAGGAGGCGAGCAGAUCGCUUCCCAUCAGCAUCUCCUCCACGUACUGUGGAGCCCACGCUGUGCCCAAAGGGAAGACGGUGGCAGAAGCCACAGAGGACGUCCUGCAGGUUCAGCUUCCUCGGCUGAAGGAGCUGAUGUCGGCCGGGAGACUGAAGGUCCAAAACAUCGACGUUUUCUGUGAACAGGGAGUUUUUGAUCUGGACUCGACGCGCGCCGUCCUACUGGCUGGGAAAGAAAUGGGCCUCAACAUCAACUUCCAUGGAGACGAGCUGCAUCCCAUGAACGCUGCAAAGAUGGGAGCGGAUCUCGGAGCGCUGGCUAUCAGCCAUCUUGAGGAGGUCACAGACGAAGGGAUCGUCGCCAUGGCGAAAUCGAAAACCGCUGCCGUCCUCCUCCCGACCACGGCUUACAUCCUACGGUUGCCUCAGCCUCGGGCCAGAGACAUGCUGGAGGCAGGCGUGAUCGUCGCCCUCGGCAGCGACUUCAACCCCAACGCUUACUGCUGCUCCAUGCCGGUAGUGAUGCAUUUAGCCUGCGUCAACAUGAGGAUGUCCAUGACUGAGGCUUUGGCUGCCGCUACCAUCAACGCCGCGUACGCUCUCAGCCGCUCCGACACGCACGGAUCCCUGGAGGUGAACAAACACGGAGACCUGCUGAUCCUGAACGCAACACGGUGGGAGCACCUGAUUUACCAGCUGGGCGGGCACCAGGAGCUCAUCCGCUACGUCGUCAUCAGAGGAAACAUCGUGUAUGAUAACGACAAAACCCUGGACCUCUGACCCCGAAGGAACUCCCAGCAGAGGCACGUCUAAAAAUAAAGCCACACUUCCUUCCAGCUUUCAGAACAAAAACUGCUGGGUUUAUCUAUGCCACCAACUUAAGUGCAUAUUUGUGAAUGAACAAUAAUUAGCGGUGUGUGUUUAAGUCUCAGUCAGUAGCAGAAAUGACCAAACAAAAUGGUUGGAUUUAUAAAAAAUGCAAGAUUAACACGUGGACUUUGUAGCCUAAGAAUAUCCUCGUUUACUUUGUGCAUUUUAGGUAAUAUUUCUACUUUUUAACAAAUAUUUCAGUUUUUAUUCAGAUAAAAACACAUUCUUGACCAAAAGUCAACCUUUGAUUGUUCUAACAACUUUCUUAUGACAUUAAGUUCCACAAUCUCACUUCUAAAAAUUGUAAUAGAAAAGACCCUUUUAUGUAAGCAUAUUUGUACAUUUGGUUACAAAAUAAAAGUUUGUUUUUCUUGAA